GGGUCAGGAAGUCACCUCGUCUGUAUGAUCCUGGAAAAGAUAACGACAUCAACAAUAAGGUUACAAUCAUCACUAAGACGUUUCUGAGAUAUCCGUCCGUAAGGGCUCUCAUCAACAGUACCCGGAUGUUCUACCCUAACAUUCGGGUAGUUAUAGCAGACGACAGCCGCCCUGUGGAAGACCUUCAGGCGGAAAACACUGAUCAUUACGUCAUGCCGUUUGGAGCGGGUUGGUUCGGUGGCAGGAAUCUUGCCUUGUCACAAGUAAACACGCCGUACUUCCUGUGGGUGGACGACGACUAUGUGUUCACCAAGGAGACAAAGUUGGAGAAUUUUGUAGAGGUUCUCGACAACACCAACCUGGAUUUGGUAUCUGGUAGCGUCGGUAACAGGAAGCUCAUGUACUCUAAACUGUCCAUCCUACCUGGAGACGAACAUGGCGACUGUCUGGUCCAAGGCAGUGGGCACUACGGCCUUGUUCCCGGCUAUCCGCACUGUUAUCUGACCCCGAAGGUCACCAACUUCUACAUGGGGAGAACGGACGCAGUCCGCGCGGUGGGAUUUGAUCCGACCUACUCUCGAUAUGGUCAUACAGAGUUCUUUGUGGAUGCGAUGGGAAGACUAAGAAUGGCAGCAUGUGAGGGGGUGCGUAUAGACCACAAAUCGAGUCGGAACACGGACUACAACAAGUUCCGGAGAGGAGGAGGCGUAUCUGGAAACUACCGGAAUAUAAUCAUGAGGCGGCAGUACUUUAAGGACAACAUAAAGUGCUGGAUCAAAGCAUAGACGAUAUAACUUAAAUGUUGAUGUAUAUUGAAGGUGUUUGUUUAACAAUGUGUGCAAUUGUUUUUAUUCAGUCACUCAGUCACUCACUCAGUCACUCAGUCACUCACUCACUCACUCACU
Messenger RNA from Branchiostoma floridae (Florida lancelet), 905 nucleotides. RefSeq names its product beta-1,4 N-acetylgalactosaminyltransferase 1-like. The record is from RefSeq and is a predicted model, not a curated record. NCBI's taxonomy places the organism in Eukaryota, Metazoa, Chordata, Leptocardii, Amphioxiformes, Branchiostomatidae.